Candidozyma duobushaemuli is the source of this 684-nucleotide messenger RNA. RefSeq lists its product as uncharacterized. NCBI's taxonomy places the organism in Eukaryota, Fungi, Ascomycota, Pichiomycetes, Serinales, Metschnikowiaceae. Bases 1 to 684 code for a protein of 227 amino acids. The transcript has a single exon. The record is from RefSeq and is a predicted model, not a curated record.
AUGUCCGACCAAGCAGUUACUCCCAACGAAACAAACGCAAAUGGCUCCGAGUCACCUCCUCUGAUUGUUGUCAAUGUUGAUGAGCGUGAACUCAAUAAUAAGACUUUGCAACAUUUAUUGAAGUAUGAGUGGGCCAACUCAGGUUAUGCGUUUUUCUCUGAUUGCAAAUACGUUGCUCUUGUCUUCAAAGGGACUGCCCCGGUAUCGAACUAUUUGUGUCUGCUUAAGCCCGCUCAAAAGGCCGUAAACUGGUUGGACUCUUUUUGUGACCACAAAUUGACCUCUGUCGACCAGAUCCUUGACUUGUCAUCAUCUCAAAUUGACGACAUGACUCGGCUGGCUAAGGGCACUUUGGAGAUGAUUCAUCUUGUCACUUUCAAGGGUAUGGUAGAGCCAACAGUGAAGCGAAUCAACAAUGUCGGGGCCCUGGUUCAUUAUCUUUCGCAUAAUGAUAAGGGAAAGUCAGUUAUACCAUCUAUGAUAGAUCCACUCGUCUCUCCCGUGAAUGUCAUGUUGGAGAAGGCAGUUUCGAAGAAGUCGCCUGGUGCAGAAAGAGUUGCUGAACAAUCGAGUGAACUCAAGAGGUCGUUAAAGAUACUCAUCAAGCUCAUCAAGAACCAAGAAGGUGCUGACGAGUCACAGUCGAUCGAUAAUACCAGCGGUGAAAACCUUCCUGCCGCCUAG